Messenger RNA from Exophiala aquamarina CBS 119918, 2496 nucleotides. RefSeq lists its product as uncharacterized. Lineage: Eukaryota; Fungi; Ascomycota; Eurotiomycetes; Chaetothyriales; Herpotrichiellaceae. The record is from RefSeq and is a predicted model, not a curated record. Bases 1 to 2496 code for a protein of 831 amino acids. The transcript has 6 exons.
AUGGAGCAAGUCGCCUCAGAAGUCUCUUAUGCAGGAUGGCAUAUUGUCCUUUCCUUCUUCACGUCCUUGGUUGGAUGUGUAACCACGUUGGAACUGCUUCAGCGCCGGACAUCUACCAAAGGCGUCUAUAAUUGGUUUAUGCUAUUUGGCGCUGCAAUCACCAUGGGCGGCUUUGGUAUUUGGGCCAUGCACUUCGUAGCAGGCAAUAGAGCUAUUGUACUGGAGCGUGGUGACCCACAACGCCAAAUCUUGUACAAUCCUGGCUUUACGGCACUCUCCUUUUUCAUCCCCAUAAUCGUAUUAGUCUUCGCCUUCUAUACUCUCGGAGUCACCGAUCGAGCGCGUCAAUUGCACGUCGCCGUCGCUGCAUGUCUGACCGGAGCUGCUGUUUGUGGCAUGCACUACCUUGGACAGUUGGGUAUCGAGAAUUAUCAUUGUUCCUAUCGUGUCCAAAAUGUCAUAGGGGCAGCCAUCAUCUCAGUCAUUGCAAGUUAUGUUGCUCUGAGUGUCUUCUUUCGACUAAGGGAGGCCUGGACUGAUAGCUGGUGGAAAAGGUCCUUGUGCGGUGCAGUAUUAGCUGUUGCUGUGUCAGGAAUGCAUUGGACUGCUGCUGCAGGGACCAUCUAUCACUGGAAAGGUGAUAUAAUGGUCCAUGGGAAUUCCAAGUUAAAGACUUCAAUUAUCGCCUCUUCACUAUCGAUCGGGUCCUGUCUGAUGCUUCUGGUAGUAGCUGUUAUCAGAAGUCACAAUAGGAGAUCUGCGAGGAUCAAAGCUCAACGUCUCGUGUUGGCUUGCGCUUAUUUCGACGAAAAUGGCCAUUUGAUGGUCACCCAAGAAGGUGUUCUUCUAAGCGAGAAGAUAACUAACCAGUAUGUGGAGAAGACCUUCGGAGAAGAUGAACUCAGCAGAUCUCGGUCAACAUUUCUAUGGGUUUUCAAAGCCUCUCGAAAUUGGUCCAUCUUAAAAGAGCUUAUCCCUAGCAUGAAAGAAUAUCUGGAAACUGAUCCCACAGCACGGAGAUAUCGUCCAGGACACUCUACGCCCACUUUGCAAGAUGAAUCCAGCGAAUCAUCCAUCAGUUUUGCGCCAAUAUUCAAACAGCUAUUUUGUGUGGCCGCUCAACAGCUCGCCGCCCUCGUUCACGAGCCUCUUGAAAAAAUAGGCACUUUGUUCGAAGAACCACUAGACACGGGAGCUAUCAUCGUGUCGACCUCUACCAGACUUCUCGAUGCAGGCUCGACCAAAAAUUUGAGCACCACUGAACCUGAGGCUGGAUCUGAAUCUCAAGCCAUAACGAGAGGCAAAUACUUCUUUCUGACUCGCCAGUUGAAUCGAUCUGAGGUUGCCAGAUUUGCAUCACUAGGCUAUCGAUUUGCCAGUAUUGGACAAAUAGCGGAGCCACUCGCUAAGAGUAUGCAAGUCAAUCGAGACAACAUGGUGGCUCAUAUCGAACGCAUGAGGCUAAGUUCUUCACCUGAACAUCUUCUUCAACCCGGACUACACCUGGCCUGUUUCAUGCUUCGCCCAAGUAUGUACAAGAGUUUCGAUGUUUUGGUCCCAAAAUUGAGACAGAACCAGCUGCCGUACGCAACUGUACACUCAUCUGCCUUUUCACAGGGGCAAAUGAAAUCAUUGCGAGCGUUCGAUGAUUUGCCGGUCAGAGAAGUCAUGAGAGUACUGGCCAAUCCUUCUACGGGGUUGGAGCUCAGAGAAGAGAGCCGUUGGCAGCUCUACAAUGCGUUUGUGAAGCUGUUAGAAAUUAUGGGGGACACAGAUACCAUGAUGCAAGCCAAGUUCUCGACCAAGGAAUUUCACCUUCCUUGUCGAGGCGGCUCUGACACAACGCAAAACAGCUGUACGUUUCUUACAGUACGUGUGAUAAGGAAUAUACAUGCUUCUUCAGCAAGGAAAGAUCUCACUUACAUCCCUUUGGCAUUUUUCAGUGCUCAGCAGCGGGUGGAAGCACUGGAUGCUCAAGACUCCAUCUUUGCACUGAAAGUUCGAGGAGAAUUCGGUCACUUGCUCCAAGGCGAACCAGAGAAGCGCAAUGGCCCAAACAGUAACCGAGCAUCCCGUAAGUCGAGUCUAACUGAGGCGGGAGGGAUGUUUGGGCCUCCAAAAUGGUCACCAAAAUACAAAAAUCCAUUAGCACAUUUUAGGAGAAGUCGUCGAAGUGACGAAGCUACAAUAUUUGAUCACAACAGAACGACAGAGGAUGAGUCAGAUGUUGAGUUGAGUGGAAUUCGUUCUAUGGACGGUGGCACCAUCUCGCCUGUGGAGCCACAGACACCUACGACGCAAUGCGACAUGCUGGAUCUCAGGACGGAAGAAAAUGAGCGAGCCGGGUGGGUUACGGAGCUGUUUGCUUUAUUUCGACUUGGAUUAGAUGGUUGGGGCUCGGCCCGUCGUGGAGGUUGGAAAUGGGAUAUCAAUGUGGAAAACUCGUUCGAGGUCAGGACUAAGGAUCAACGGCCUGAGCCAUGCGGCCACGCAUAG